AUGAUGAACGGUACUGACAUCAAAAACGCCGUUCUGAAUCCUGCGAAGAAAGUUGCGACCACUGCAGCCCUCGCUGCAAACAACAGCAACGGCCAGAAGAAACGGCGGAAAGGCGACAAUCUGAAGCCCAUAAUCACCACUGAGAACGCGUCCUCUUCUCUUCACGAGAGCCCCACUCAAUUAGAGGCAGAAUCACCCUCAUCAUCCACGUCCGAGGAGGACCCCGCCGAAACCACGGCCGACGAAGAGGAUUCCGAAGACUACUGCAAGGGUGGCUACCAUCCUGUGCAUGUAGGAGAGACAUACAACAAUGGUAGAUAUGUUGUGGUGCGAAAAUUGGGAUGGGGUCAUUUUUCAACCGUCUGGCUUUCAAGAGAUACAACCACCGGUAAACAUGUCGCCUUAAAAGUCGUCAGAUCGGCUGCGCAUUACACAGAGACCGCCAUCGAUGAAAUUAAACUCCUAAACAAGGUGAACCAGGCGAACCGCAACCAUCCUGGUCGCCGCUACGUCGUCAGCCUUCUCGACUCCUUCGAACACAAGGGCCCGAAUGGUGUGCAUGUAUGCAUGGUUUUCGAAGUCUUGGGCGAGAACUUGCUUGGUCUGAUCAAGAGAUGGAAUCAUCGAGGAAUUCCGAUGCCUCUGGUCAAACAAAUCACCAAACAGGUCUUACUGGGCCUGGAUUAUUUACAUCGCGAAUGUGGUAUCAUUCACACCGACCUGAAGCCAGAAAAUGUCUUGAUCGAGAUCGGCGACGUCGAACAGAUUGUCAAGGCAUUUGUAAAGGAUGAAAAGGACUCUACAAAAGACGACAAUCGGAACGGCCGGAGGCGAAGGCGAACUCUGAUCACUGGUAGCCAACCUCUUCCCAGCCCGUUGAAUGCGAGCUUUACAAAUUUAGAGAAGCUGGGCAACGCACACCACCACCAAGCGAGCAGCUUGAAUCAGGUCAUCAACGAUUCAGUUUCCAACAAGUCGACAGAGGGCCUGUCAAUGAUCGAACAACUGAAAUUGAGAUCGCAAGACGGAAAGGAAAGCGAGGAGUCAUCCAAGACUCGGGAAGGGACUGCUGACCCACUGGAGAAGGACUUGGCCGGCGUUUCGCUUGACAAUAAAAAGGCGAGCGAUGCGGAGAAAGUUCUAAAGGCCGCAAAGCAUGAAGAAGAGCCAGCGAGUGAGAUCAUCUCGGUCAAGAUAGCGGAUCUGGGGAACGCUUGCUGGGUCAACCAUCAUUUCACGAAUGAUAUCCAAACAAGACAGUACCGGUCACCUGAGGUCAUACUGGGCGCGAAGUGGGGUGCGAGUACAGAUGUCUGGAGUAUGGCAUGCAUGGUGUUUGAACUGAUCACUGGUGAUUACUUGUUCGACCCUCAAUCCGGUACCAAGUACGGCAAAGACGACGACCAUAUUGCGCAAAUCAUCGAGCUUCUGGGUCCGUUCCCCAAGUCGCUGUGUCUCUCAGGCAAAUGGUCACAGGAGAUCUUUAACCGGAAAGGCGAACUUCGCAACAUCCAUCGGUUACGACACUGGGCUCUCCCUGACGUGCUUCGAGAAAAGUAUCACUUCUCGGUGGAAGAUUCUAAGAAGAUCAGCGAUUUCUUGCUUCCGAUGCUCCAACUACCGCCGGAAGCACGAGCCAAUGCUGGAGGCAUGGCGAAUUCCGAGUUUUUGCAAGGCACAAAAGGGAUGGAAGGUGUGACAGUUGACGUUCCGGUGGGAAGCAAAGGCGACGGGAUUGAGGGUUGGGCAAUGGAGAUCAAGAAACGAUGA
Molecule: messenger RNA, 1770 nt
Organism: Exophiala spinifera
Lineage: Eukaryota; Fungi; Ascomycota; Eurotiomycetes; Chaetothyriales; Herpotrichiellaceae
Exons: 3
Coding region: 1-1770 (589 amino acids)
Biological process (GO): regulation of mRNA processing; spliceosomal complex assembly; protein phosphorylation
Molecular function (GO): protein kinase activity; ATP binding
Source: RefSeq, a predicted model, not a curated record